AAUGAAUGACCGAAUGGGAAUGAAUGACCGAAUGGGAAUUAACGACCGAAUGGCAGUCGGAAUGGGGGUUGGAGGUAUGGGACCGGAGGAAAGAAUGGGAGGAUGGAUGGGAGGUGGAAUGUCUGACAUGGGAAUGGUAAGAAGCAUGCCCCAGAUGAGAGAAGGUUCCAGCGCAGUAUGGAAUCAAGGAAGAUAAAUAUCUACUGAGUCUUGAUUUCCAAAUUCUUGCAUUUUCCUGUAAGUUUGGUAUUUUAUUGAUAAUAUUGUAUUUUGUUACAUUUCAGAUAAUUUCUUCCUUUGAUCAAACAUCAAAAUGUUUUUCACCAAGAUGAUGAGAGCUGUCGACCAUCCUUACAUCACCGGCCCUGGAGGCAGGAAGGCUAACAAUGGCAAGGGUAGUAUGCAAGGGCUGACCCUGAAGUCUCUGAAGCAUCAUGUUGCUCUCCAACCUCUCUUCGCCAUCAUCGGAGCUGGAUGCAUCUUUGUUGGAGCAUACCUUUACAGAUUGGCCGCUAAAACUACCGAUAUCAACUGGAGGAAGGAAAAGAACCCCGCUAAUACCUACGGUUAUUAUGACGGAAAGCAGUUCAAGUUCAUGAAUCCCUCUGGGAUCGACUACAGCAAGUAUGGACAGGAUAGGCCCAAGUUCGAGUAGUUGAAUAUCCUUGCUACGUGCCUACUGUAACAGAAUGGGUCUCUAAGCUUCACCCUGUUGUCUGAACCAAAUUGUCAAUUUUUAUAAUUCGAGAUAAUAUUUUUAUACAUCAUGUAUUUUUGUACUUUUUAAACAUCUUGUGAUAAAACAUGGUUUGCAUUUA
Molecule: messenger RNA, 818 nt
Organism: Eurytemora carolleeae
Lineage: Eukaryota; Metazoa; Arthropoda; Copepoda; Calanoida; Temoridae
Product: cytochrome c oxidase subunit NDUFA4
Exons: 4
Coding region: 314-655 (113 amino acids)
Source: RefSeq, a predicted model, not a curated record